AGACUGAAACAUAAUUUGAAAAUAGAGGGUUCAGAAACUGUGAAGAAUGUGAAUAGGAAAAGAAAAGUGUCCUCUUUGAGAGAACUCACUGCCAAAUUUAUUCAGAGCAAUAAGUACCCACGACUUGCUCUGAAUGUGUCAUAUGCCAACUGGAGAUUUCCGCAGGCAUUGCAAGAGUGGAAGCAAAAUGCAAGAGUCGAGUUUGGAAUGUUGGUUCCAGAGAUUGAGCCUAGCAAAGGAAUGGAAUGGUUUUACAUUCCAGAAAUGACCAGCGCCAGAGGUCAUAUAGAAGUCAAAAGGAUCGAAAGCCAUCACCUGUUGACCAGACAUCGGUCCGCCAUCUGUAAGGGUGACUUGGGAUUUGCAAAGAGAGAACAUUUUGUGGAGGUGAGCAGAGAAAACACAACACCACUGAAGGCAGGGAUGAUGGAGGAGCAGCUUAACAUGCAGUCAACAGAUUAUGCAAGGAUAACUUUUUCAGCUCCAGUGGAGCAUCAGCUGAGACUCAAGGGACACUCCUCGUCAGCAGAUUUGUGCAGAUAUGUUCGUGAGUGGUUCCAGGCAUGUGAUGACCCAGGGAUAUCAGCUACUGACAGGUGUAGGAUGAAAUAUAGGUACAAGAAAUUCCUUUUGUCCCUGACUGACUUGUCAACCUUCCCUCCAGUGGGUUCACAUGUGAGAGGGUACCCAGUACCUCUCUGGGAGGCAACCAUUGCAUCAGUCGAUGCUGACAUAUUUAUGUAUGCUAUUUGCAAGCGUCGGACCUACAACAACAGGGCUCUGAGCAGUCAGCCAUGCGAAAACCUGUUUUCCUGCCUUGCAACUAUGCCAGGUGCCAGAAAUGGAGUCCCCAGCUGUGUGGAGCUUGAGGUGAACAUGGCCAAAAUUUGUGGGGAAAGCAUUGUAAGGCAAGAUCCAAACAGAGGCUUCGGUGUGAGGUUAUCAAAUGCCCCGGUUUACCCACAAGUACUGUUGGAGAAUGAUACUGGUCCUCUUCCCUUGCUUGUUGAACCUCCUACAUAUAUUCAUUGCAUUCCAAUAAAGGACCACCUAUUUGAUGCCCCAGCCCGGCUUCGUCGUGCAAGGAAACCAAUGCAGGGUAUAUCGAGUCUCCAUGAACCUGGUCGAGGUGCUGUUGGCGUCAGGAGCUACCACAAAGUCAAUGAAAACAAAAUGAAUCCACUAAUAAGAGCUGGACUUUCUGUUGCCCGCUGUGAUGAACAUAUGUCCCAGUGCUGAAUGUGUUACUCUCACCAUGUGUUUUGAUAUUGUGUCAAAUGUAAACCGACCACAUUUUUAUCUACAGCUUAUCAUUUGUUCAUGAAUGAAAUACUUGAAUUUCAUAUAUAUAUGUAAAUAUAUCUUUAUUACAGGUUAUCAUGGGUAAUAGAAACAAAAUUAAAAAUAAAUACAAUCAUUGCAAGUAUUUGUUAGUUCUCUUUGCCAUUAUCACAUAUAGUUUGGCAUGAAAUGCAUGUGGACCCGGUGUUUUUUUAAAUAUCUCUUCAU
This is a messenger RNA of Haliotis rubra (blacklip abalone), 1509 nucleotides long. RefSeq lists its product as uncharacterized. The coding region runs from base 208 to 1239 and encodes 343 amino acids. Lineage: Eukaryota; Metazoa; Mollusca; Gastropoda; Lepetellida; Haliotidae. The transcript is spliced from 5 exons. The record is from RefSeq and is a predicted model, not a curated record.